AACUUAUCGCUGAUACGUAUACAUUCGCGUAAUAAUACCUCGCGAAGAAAUCCUCGAUGCAUAUGAGGUCAGUGCACAACCAGUCUCUGCGAGCACACCAUGUGCUUCCUCUUUCUCAUUUAUCUUCUCUUAUCGACCUACGUCGCGGAUGUUUUUACGGAGGACGCCGACUGUCAGAUUUACAACCACCUGUAUGUCUGUUUCGAGAACGGUGAUUUUCUUCACAGCGUCGCUUUCGAGGACGUCAACGCUGUUCAGACGAUCGAGGAUAUUGAGUUGCAUCUGGAGAACCUCGGGAUCGUUAACAUCACUGAAAACGCCUUCGCCGAGGUCAGCAACUCGUCUGCUCUCUAUGUCCGCGACAAUCGAUUAUCGAAUAUUGGCCGGUAUUAUUUCGGCAUUCUCGACCAACUUACUUACUUGGACCUGAGAAACAAUACGAUCAUUAACGUGGAAGAGGGUGCUUUUGCGAGUUUAAGCAAUCUGGAGACUCUACUAUUGGAUCAUAACAACAUCUCGGAUUUGCGACCCGGUAUGUGGAAGGGUCUUUCAGAGUUGCAUGAGCUCUAUAUCACCAACAAUCAACUCACAUUGAAGAGGAACAUGUUCAGAGGACUCAGACAACUGGAAACUCUCGUCUUGGACUCGAACGAUAUACCAGAGAUACCAAUCGGCACAUUCAACGGACUGUCGCAUAUAGACCUUCUCUAUCUGUCGCACAACAAGAUCUCAAUCUUGCACCCCGACGUGUUCCGCGGUCUCAGCGAGAUAAACGAACUCGACUUGGGCAGAAAUCGGCUGAGAACGAUUCCCGCCAAUGUAUUUCGGCACAUGAAGUCGCUGAACUCGCUCUGGCUGAACGGCAAUCAGUUAACAGUGUUGAAGUCUGACACCUUCCAAGGCUUGGAUAAUUUACUGUUCCUGUUUUUGAACAACAACGACCUCCGUUACGUGGACAUGGCGGCAUUUGCGAAAAUGAAAAAUAUAACUGUAGAUCCCGGCUUUAGAAUACACGGCUCGUUAGUGGAUGAUUUUGGAAAAGUACACGGCCAAUAUCAGUGCAGUAGCGUGGCGUAUCAGCUACCAUAUAAUUGUACAGAGAUUGAUUCAUAUACUAGAGGAAUUGAUUCGUAUAUCAGCUAGAAUUCAAGUUUUUAGAAGUUACGGUCAAGACAAUCCUCCUCAUCCUUGCUAUUGGAAGACUUCUCUGGAUUAUGGAUGGUAUGCACCGACGAUUCAUACAGUGCCGACGUCUUAUUAUCCCCGAAACAAUUCUUUCAGUGCCGAGCUUAAUCGUGCAGGAAUGUACAGGAAUUGUUCUCUCAAUACAGAACUCGAUAAGCAGCUGUUCUAAAUUUUGUUAUUUUGUAAUUUGAUAUACUUUUAAUAUAAUCAUUAUUAUUAUG
Molecule: messenger RNA, 1406 nt
Organism: Pogonomyrmex barbatus (red harvester ant)
Lineage: Eukaryota; Metazoa; Arthropoda; Insecta; Hymenoptera; Formicidae
Molecular function (GO): protein binding
Source: RefSeq, a predicted model, not a curated record